Molecule: messenger RNA, 705 nt
Organism: Penicillium brevicompactum
Lineage: Eukaryota; Fungi; Ascomycota; Eurotiomycetes; Eurotiales; Aspergillaceae
Product: C40 family peptidase
Exons: 2
Coding region: 1-705 (234 amino acids)
Source: RefSeq, a predicted model, not a curated record
AUGCAUCUCGUUUCUCUCAUUGCUUUCUCCCUGACGGCAGCUGUGACAACAGUCAGCGCCUAUCCCAUCACCGGUGAUGAUGUCAAUUGCCGCUCCGGCCCAGGAACGAGCUAUGCGUCCGUGAAGACCUACAAGAGAGGUCAGGACGUCAAAAUUUCCUGCCAAACUCCCGGCACAGAGGUCUUCGGCAACAGCAUCUGGGACAAGACAUCCGACAACUGCUAUGUGUCCGACUACUACGUGAAGACUGGAAGCUCCGGAUAUGUGACCACCAAAUGCGGCAGCAGUGGCGGCGGAGGCGGUACAGGGAAGGACAUCAUUGCAGCUGCCGAAAAAGAAAAGGGUCUUCCUUAUGUCUGGGGCGGCGGUGGAUGCACCGGUCCUUCCGGUGGCGGUUUUGACUGCUCUGGUCUGACGCAGUAUGCUAUCUGCCAAGCUUUGAAGAAGACUAUUCCUCGUGUCGCGCAAGACCAGUAUGACAGUAGUAUGGGCAAGCGACACCCGCGCUCCGAGGCUAAGCCUGGUGAUCUUUUGUUCUGGGGUACUGGGGGUGAUUGCAAGAACAAGGUCGUUCACGUGGGUAUCUUUAUCAAAGACGGGCUCAUGAUCAAUGCUGCGAGAACGGGAACGCCGGUCAGGGAGCAGGAUAUUUGGACUUCGUAUGGUGGUGAAGAAAUUUGCCCCUACGUUAUGAGGUUCACCUAA